UGGAAUUUCUUUUACUGACAUGUUUCACUUUAAAAUGUUUCGUUUUUACGUGACGUGCUUUGCCGAUGUUAUCGCUGCCUCUCUGGUACAGACCUAAGCUGCAGGUCACAGACGUCGUGUAAGGACGUGGAGGGAAUUCCCCAAGAAGGCCUAUAAAUCUGUCAGAUAAGAAGGCAGCAGCAACGCAGUCUUGCUGAUUUACCGGGCUCGACCAGAGAUCUCUAUCUGAUCGGAAAGAUGGCAAUCUUUAAUCUCUAUUUCGCCAGCUGUGUGCUACUGCUGACCUUGAGCUGGCGCACAUCCACAGGACACCCGGUGCCUACUCUGAGCCCAGAGCAGUGCGCGCACUGCUCACUGCUCUUCAGGAGCCUCCUGCUAAAUGUCACACAGCUUGUCGACAGUGAUGUUUUGUGCUUUGGCAUCACAUCUGAUAAGGUGGUGAUGAAGAGUAAAGCUGACACAUUAGAGGCCUGCGCACCCACUCAGACUCAGAACUCAGGUUGCAUGAUGCAAAGGAAGUCAUCCUUCAGUGAGAGUGAAUGUUUGAGGAACAUCAUGAAGGACUUGGCUUACUAUGAUACCGCUAUUGAAUCCUACCUUGGGUUCCCACUCAGAAGUCCUGCGGAAGAACAUUCACUUCUGAGGCCAAUUCUGGGAACAAUAAAGAGCCUGAAGAACUGCUCCCUGAUGCCAGAAGGAGAGAACGACUCUUCAGAGAAGGAUGCUGCCCAGAUGUGGGGAGAAGACACCUACACUAACAGACAGGAGAUGUGUAAGAUGAUGAGAGGCUUCCACAUCCGAGCCAUCACCAUCAACCGAGCUAUGGGCUACAUCUCCUCAGGAGACCACAAGAAGUAAACUUCCUGCAAUUUCAUCAUUACCAUCAAUCCAAUCAGUACCGCCACAUCUCUAUUCAUUUCACAACAACAAAUCACAACUGAACAAGCCUUCUUGAUCAUUCACUACCAUCACUUGUACUCACAACUACUGAACAAGUAGUUCUUUACACUGCACAUGCUGAACAACUGUCUGCAUAAUCACUGCUCAGGCAUAAGCUAACUGACUCGAUUCCAGCAUCUUCACUCAAUUAAGAGCUGAAUGACAGUCAAACUAUUUCUAAGGUUAGCAGUGGAGGCCAUGUCGGCCUAUUUACACCUAUGAAUGUAAUUCAA
Toxotes jaculatrix (banded archerfish) is the source of this 1172-nucleotide messenger RNA. RefSeq names its product interleukin 12a (gene il12a). Bases 238 to 858 code for a protein of 206 amino acids. Gene Ontology annotation, molecular function: growth factor activity; interleukin-12 receptor binding. The record is from RefSeq and is a predicted model, not a curated record. Lineage: Eukaryota; Metazoa; Chordata; Actinopteri; Toxotidae. Gene Ontology annotation, cellular component: extracellular region. Gene Ontology annotation, biological process: immune response. The transcript has 8 exons.